Molecule: messenger RNA, 609 nt
Organism: Ostertagia ostertagi
Lineage: Eukaryota; Metazoa; Nematoda; Chromadorea; Rhabditida; Trichostrongylidae
Source: the annotation of a GenBank genome assembly
AUGGUUGGUGGGCAGUUCUGGCAGCGAUGUCCAAUCACUACACUUAGUGGUUUCGUGCUCAAAAGCGCAAUGCAUAAAUAUCCUCCAAUAGCUGCUUUCCAACCUUUGAUAAACGGCGUCGGCGGCAAUCUAGUAGCAGUCCAGGCGAGUCGUAUAAGCACCGGUCUUCAUCGGUCACGGAAGGAUCAAACACAGGACUCGAAAAGCCUAUGGACGUACACAAAUCCUUGGCAUGCUUUUAUUGUAAAUCAUGAGGAUUCUGUUGCGGCACGUAUUCUCAUUGGUAUUUCGAUCCCAGGAAAUAUUAUAUUUAUGAAUACAAUCUUCUUAUUCGAUUGCGGGUUUAAAAACACGGUUCCAUUCACGGUCACAUUCCUUGCAGUUUCGCUUAUUCAGGUUGUUAUUUUGUUGUAUAUCUGUCAGUUCCUCGUACGGGCGAUGUGGCGAUCUCGAAUCGAUCCCGACAGUUCAGCCAUUCCAGUUCUGACGGCAGCCGGAGAUUUGCUCGGUGCCGUCCUACUGAUAGGCUGCUUCUGGCUUGCCGCUAACGCCUACGGGAUGCACGUAGACGAGUCGUAUUUCCAUGAACGUCAAUUAGGAGUUCAUUAG